This is a messenger RNA of Penicillium canariense, 669 nucleotides long. Its product is annotated as Tim17/Tim22/Tim23/Pmp24 family protein. The transcript is spliced from 4 exons. Gene Ontology annotation, biological process: mitochondrial respiratory chain complex I assembly. The record is from RefSeq and is a predicted model, not a curated record. Bases 1 to 669 code for a protein of 222 amino acids. NCBI's taxonomy places the organism in Eukaryota, Fungi, Ascomycota, Eurotiomycetes, Eurotiales, Aspergillaceae.
AUGGAGCCCGAAAUUCCCACUCAACCGCACCUCAGUCCGCCCCAGUCCACUUGCAGCUCAUCCCUCCCAGCGACCAUGGCGCACCACGAAGAGGACCACAGCUACCACCCCCAGGAUGCUGUUUCAGCAGCCAUCAAGACCACCAUGUUGACUGGUGGUGUUGGUCUCUUUGCUUCAGCUGUGCAGAACACCCUGGUGAGGCAGAACAUCGGCCCGCUGGGUAUCUUCAUUCGCAGCGGCAGCACUAUUACUAUCCUCGCUGCGAUGGGUGGUACCUACGAAUUCGCCAAGACCGCUUCAGCCAACCUACGUGAGAAGCAGGACCCUGUCAACACCGCCAUCGGCGGUUUCUUCUCCGGUGCCAUUCUGGGCCUCCGAGCCCGCACCCUCCCCGCCGUCCUGGGUUACGGUGUUGCCCUCUCAGCUGGUAUGUACGCUUUCGACUACACUGGUGGCAACCUGUUCGGAUACAGCAAGAACAAGGAGGAGGAUGAGUUUGAGCGCCGGACGAAGCUGCGCAAGGCCUUCCAGACCCCGGCCGAGCAGACUUUUGCCGAAUUGGGUGAGGGACGCGGCAUCUACGGCCCCAACUACGAGGAGCGCCGAGCAGAGCGGAUUAAGGAGGCAUAUGGCAUUGAGGUCCCCAGAUCCCCGGUCCCCGCAUCAUAA